AUGGUGGAACAACCACCAAUUGCGCCAGGCGUAAAAUCGCCUGGUUUAUCCGUCCCAAUUGUAAUAUGGGGGCCAAAACCACCCGAAAAUAAAAUAUGUGCCGUUCGAAUAUUUCCAGAUGGUGAAACAAUUGUAACAGGUGCCGAAAAUGGACACUUAAUAGUUUGGAAGGCAGCAGAAGGCCUUGCUCCAAAACAGUUGAUGAUUGGUCAUUGCGAAAGAAUCACUGCAAUUUCGCAAACAAUUAAUUCUAGAAAUAUUACAAGAUUUGUGUCUGCUUCCGCCGAUGGUCACGUGUGUCUCUGGGAAAUUCAAGAUGGACGAUGCAUAGAUUCAAUUACUUCUGUACAAAUUCAUAACUAUAUUCAGCCAUAUACUUAUAAAUCCUCGCGACAUACUAGAGCAACCAGAUUAUUGUGCAUAGGUGAUUAUUGCGAUAUUCAAGUGAUGGAUCCCCAAGAUCUUACUAUAGUGUUCACAAUAGCUUCUAGGGUUGAACCCGAUUGGGUAAUAAGCUAUGCUUUAUUAGCGAGGAGUAAUCGAACUGAUCAAUUGGUAGGCUUAACAAUGAGCGGAAUGAUGAAAAUCUGGACGCUAAAUGAGCUUGAAAAGAAGGAUCCUGCAAAUUCUCUAUACGAAGACGAAUCGAAACGAUUAGAGAUUCAACAUGUGAAAAAUGUCUCGUUCAACUCGGAUAACGAGCGAAUAAUUUUGAUUGUCGCGUCGAAUACAUGGAUGAUUGUGGAUUUGGAGGAUUCUUCAACAAUUGUUGAAGUCAAAAAUCAGAAUAGCAAUAUUCGAUUCAUUUCCGGCUUCAUUGUUGGCGUUGAUAAGGUUGUCAUUGGAUUCAGCGACGAAUCAAUCAAAGUCUUCCAAUUACCAAUUACAAAAUUACAAGGAAAACAGGUUCUCGAUUAUUUCAAAGGGCAUAAGCCGGAACAGGAUUAUUUCAAUUCGGCCGAGCCUUUUGCAAUCGGAAUGGUCCCUGGAGUUGACGAUUUGAGCAAAACCUGGAUGAAUGAUGCGAAAUUUGUGUGCCAUAUUACCGAUUUUUCCAAAGAUUUGGAAGGAAAUGAAGAUCCUUUUGAACCUCGACGAGAAGUGACGAUUGUGCGAACUGUGAGAACUGAAGGUAGCAUCCUUGUAUGGAAAAUGCCCGUGUUCAAUCAGCAAUUCAUGAAAGCCGUGCCCAAUAUUAAAAAUUUGCCUUUUAAAUUCAAAGGAACCCACAGCGAAAGUCUGAAAAGCAUUUGGAAGACAUUGAAUGACGCGGAGGAUAUCUCAAUGCCAAUUAUGAACUCUGAUACGGUGUGCUGUUCAUUGUUCGUGCCAAGCCAGGGCAAAUUGUUUCUUGGCCGUUCAGAUGGAAUUAUUGUUAUGACCUAUGCAUGUGAGACGCUUUCUCGUCAAUGGUUGAAGGUUCCCGCAGAACGUCCAAAUUCCAGGAAGCUUAUUGGACAUACUGGAGCGGUUAGAUCGAUGUUUUACCCAUUUGAACAUGAUACUCGAUACGAUUCACAAAUCUUCGUUUCCGGAUCUGAUGAUUUUUCGACAAUUGUGUGGAAUAUCAAUAAUGGUACGAAAUUGCAUCGGUUUUGCGUUCAUGGCGGACCAGUCAUCAGUUUUCAAAUCACUCCGCCCAAUUGUAGUAAAAUAGUCACAAAAUGCAUCGCAGGAAUCUCCAAAGAUAACUCAGUUGCUCUUCUGAAUUUAAGAGAUAAUAAGUGCAUAUUAUUAGCAUCGAAACACCCUCAUCCAGUUGCUCAUAUUAAAUGGAGACCUCUUGAUGAUUUUAUGCUUGUGAAGCUUACUGACGGAUCAGUUUACGUUUGGCAAAUGGAAACGGCAAAUUUGGAUAGGAUAGUUACUGGAUUAUUAGCUGAGGAUGUUAUGGUGGCUUGCGAUGAACAAAUUGGAAUUGAGGAAGGAACUGAUGAGACAUCUGCACACCAUGCCGUCCAAUUGAUUCGCGCGUUGAAGCAUAAGAAUAUUGAAGCAGUCAAGCAGAAAGUUAGUAGUGCGGUUUCUGGAGGAAACACUCCAAUUCAAGGGCAUGACCCAUUAUCGAACGCUGGAACUGCAAUGCAACUUGGAUCGCCAAUGGCAAUUACACCAUUGCCAGGGUGUGUGCAAGGUGCCCACAUGGUGCAAUUCGAGGUGAGCGCCUUGAUAGCUGGAAUUUUGCACAUCGACGCGGCUUCGGAAGGAAAUGAUAUGGGAAUUAGUAAUGUUAGCAAAACGGAUAUGCACGACGCGAAUGCGAUUGCGGGAUUGUCAAAAAAACUCACGUGGCAAUUUGAGGCCAAUCUAUAUCUCGAUGUCGCCCGAUUGAUGCUCUCAAUGUUGCAUGCUUGGGGACUUGACGAGACUCUUGACGAAGUUUGUGAGAAGAAGCUUUCAUUGCAUCGGCCGAGACAUGAAGUUUAUUUUGGGAACGUUUCACGACAGGGUGAACUCUCUGUGAGCUUACCAUCGAGGUUCACCACCGAUUUCGAGACGUUCGCGAAACAAGCUCGAUGGCAGGCUAGCCAUUCGUUGAACACAAAUCACUUGCUUGCGAUCAUUGCCACUGCGAACACGUUGAUGGCGAUGAAACACGCGACACUGCAAUUGACGAGGUCGAGGAAGAGCAUCGCUGCACCGCAUCCACCGGAUGUGCGCAGCGAUUCGUCGGCGGCUCUCGAUCGACAACAAGUUAAACGCGGUUGGAGUUUAAUCGCUGCCCUGCAUUGUGCUCUUUUGCCGGACCAUGUGAGGCCGAGAAGCUCGUAUGCGGCGCCGAGUAUUGAAUUGUUGGCGAGAAGAUGGCAGGACUCGUGUCUGGAAAUUCGAGAAGCUGCACAAGCUUUGCUAAUUCGCGAGCUGACACGAUUGGGUCCUGAAGGCCGGAGAAAGCUCAUUGAGUCGUGGGCUCCGUUCUUGCCGCCACUCCUCGAUGACUCGUUGUCGAUUUUCGGUUCAAAACUUCAAAGCUCGAUACCUAGUGCUCAAUCUGUGGUGUCUGCACCACCCAUUCCACCAAGAACGCGUAAUUCGCCACCGAGUGUGUCGCCCGUCACCGUAUCGGAACCCCCAACUGCCGAAGGAGGUGAAGCCGGUGUACAGCAAGUUCGACGUAAUCAAGCGACUGCCAUUAUCCUUCUUGGUGUGAUUGGCGCAGAGUUUGGUGAUGAAUUGAACAGAGCUGAUUUGACGCGAGCCACGGCGGUUUCUCUGCUUGAGCUACUAGUUGCGGCGCCUUCAAAUCUUAUUCCGGUUCAUUCACCGCUUCGACGAGCUGCGAUCGAUCUGCUUGGACGCGGAUUUGUUCAUUGGGAACCGCAUCUUGAAAUAUCGAAAGUUGUGUUGGGAUUAUUGGAUUUGGCGGGAAAUACGGAUCGCAACAAAAAUGAUAAAUUCAUUGUUGGAGCUCCACUCAGUGCCAUCGAAGAUGCUGCUCGCACUUCGAAGCAAGCGCUGUCUCAGAUUGCACUUGCCAGGCCUCCAGCACUGAUUACAGCGAUGAGCAUGGAAGUCGCCAGGUACAACGCAGCCGCCCAACACCAGACGAUUCAGCAUACGGUGGUCUCGCCGCUAUUAAAGUCGCGAGACGAAGUACUCCGGAUAGUUGAGGAGUUGUGCGAGAAGCGAAGUCAGGAUGUGGUGAACAUGAUGUUGCCCCUUGGAGAUGUUCUCGUGCAUUGUCUUGAUAUCUCGAUGCUCAAGAAUAAAUCGCUGGCUGAUAUCUUCAAGGCCAUUACAAAAUUCAACAUGGUCGCCUAUUGUUCGGCCACUCGAAAAAUCGCAUUUGGCGGCGUCAAUGGGACAUGUGUGGUUCAUGAGCUGAGAGCAACGAAAACUCAUAGUCUUGCCGGUCAUAAUGGUCCCGUUACUAGUGUCUCAUUUAAUGAGGACGGCAAAUUUUUGGCAACGUAUGGAGCCCAAGAUGGGAAGAUCAACUUCUUCCAGACAAGCCAAUCAUUUUUGGGAAUGGGACAGACUCAAAUGAAGCUCACUAAAUCGCAACCCGCGCCGACCGUAUCGAUUCCAACAACGCCUAAUAACACCGCAUUCCAUCCGAGACUCGUUUGGAUCAACGCCAAACAGCUCAGCCUAAUGUUGCCCGAAGGAAGGGAGCAGCGCUUCUCUGUCUAG
Caenorhabditis bovis is the source of this 4134-nucleotide messenger RNA. Lineage: Eukaryota; Metazoa; Nematoda; Chromadorea; Rhabditida; Rhabditidae. The record is from the annotation of a GenBank genome assembly.